Messenger RNA from Tachyglossus aculeatus (Australian echidna), 2797 nucleotides. RefSeq names its product PHD finger protein 19 (gene PHF19). Gene Ontology annotation, molecular function: DNA binding; chromatin binding. Gene Ontology annotation, biological process: regulation of DNA-templated transcription; chromatin organization. The transcript is spliced from 15 exons. Bases 75 to 1844 code for a protein of 589 amino acids. The record is from RefSeq and is a predicted model, not a curated record. Gene Ontology annotation, cellular component: nucleus. Lineage: Eukaryota; Metazoa; Chordata; Mammalia; Monotremata; Tachyglossidae.
CCCCCCAUGUGCCUGGAGAUCGGGCAGAGACGGGGCCGGACAGACGGACCCACGGACGGAAUCCGUCGAGGCCGAUGGAGAACCGCACCUUGGACUCAGGUAUCCGGGAUGUCUACACCCCUGCCAGCCACCUCCAGCAGAAAACGGUGGGAGCCUCGGGGAAGCACAGGACUGGCUUCAAAGAUCUCAUGGUCAAGCUGACUGAAGGACAGUAUGUGUUAUGCAGGUGGACAGAUGGACUAUAUUACCUGGGAAAAAUUAAGAGGGUGAGCAGUUCAAAGCAGAGCUGUCUUGUGACAUUUGAAGACAAUUCCAAGUACUGGGUCCUGUGGAAAGACAUUCAACAUGCUGGUGUCCCAGGGGAGGAGCCCAAGUGUAAUAUCUGCCUGGGGAAGACAUCCAGACCCCUGAAUGAAAUCCUCAUUUGUGGAAAGUGCGGCCUAGGUUACCACCAGCAGUGCCACAUCCCUGUAGCAGGCAGUGCUGACGGCUCCCCACUCACACCAUGGUUCUGCAGACGUUGCAUUUUCGCCCUGGCCGUUCGGAAAGGUGGGGCGCUGAAGAAAGGAGCCAUCGCCAAGACACUGCAGGCUGUCAAGAUGGUGCUGUCCUACGACCCCGAGGACCUGGAAUGGGACUCUCCACACAGAACCAACCAGCAGCAAUGCUACUGUUACUGUGGAGGCCCCGGAGAGUGGUACCUGAAGAUGCUUCAGUGUUACAGGUGCAGGCAGUGGUUUCAUGAAGCCUGCACCCAGUGCCUUAAUGAACCCAUGAUGUUUGGAGACCGGUUCUAUAUUUUUUUCUGCUCGGUGUGCAACCAGGGACCAGAAUACAUCAAGAGGCUGCCCUUGAGGUGGGUGGAUGUGGUUCACCUGGCCCUUUACAACCUAGGAGUGCAGAGCAAAAAGAAGUACUUUGACUUCGAGGAAAUCUUAGCCUUUGUCAAUCAUCACUGGGAGCCCCUUCAGCUCGGGAAGCUGACCAGUACCCCAGUGGCAGAACGGGGACCCCACCUCCUCAAUGCACUAAACAGCUACAAAAGCAGAUUUCUCUGUGGCAAGGAAAUCAAGAAGAAGAAGUGCAUCUUCCGCCUGAGGAUCCGGGUGCCCCCCAACCCCCCAGGGAAGCUGCUGCCGGACAAGGGAGCCGGUCCGAGCGAGAACAACUCCUCGGAGCUGCGGAAAAGAGGGAAGAGCAAACACCCUUCUGAGCACAGUUUGCUGCCUCAUGAGUUUCAACAGCAGAAAAGGCGAGUUGUUAGAAGAAAAAGAUCAAAAUUUUUGUUGGAGGAUGCUAUUCCCAGUAGUGACUUCACCUCUGCCUGGAGCACGAACCACCAUCUGGCCAGCAUAUUUGACUUUACACUGGAUGAAAUUCAGAGUUUAAAAAGUGCUAGUUCAGGCCAGACUUUCUUCUCUGACCUGGACUCCACAGAUGCAGCCAGCACUUCAGGUUCGGCCUCCACCAGCCUGUCCUACGAGUCCAGGAGAAAUGUAGGCAGCCGGAAGAGGAAGCUGGCGGCCAAAGUCUACACCUCUCUGGGGGUGAAGAGGAAAGCCACUGAGUCAGGCGGGCGUGGGGGUGGCUGCCCCUCGGACAGCAGCGCCGAGGGAGGGGUGUCCGGUCCUGAGCGCCCAGACGAUGGAAUUGACAGCCACACAUUUGAGAACAUCAGCGAGGAUGACUCCUCUCUUUCCCACCUCAAAUCCUCCAUCACCAAUUAUUUCGGAGCAGCUGGGCGGCUGGCCUGUGGCGAGAAGUACCAGGUUUUGGCCCGGAGAGUGACCCCAGAGGGGAAGGUCCAGUACCUGGUUGAGUGGGAAGGGACCACCCCAUACUGACAGAGCAAACGACGCUGAGCUCGGCCCAGGUGGAGGGGGAGAGAGAGUCCGGACAGAAGCGCGGAAACCAAAGGAGAAGGGGACACUCUGCUUGGGGGCAUCCUGGAACAGGGAGGAGGGGACAGUUAAUCCAGGAAAACGGGGUGAUGGCUGAAUGCCAGACAUGGCCAGUGAGCUUUGGUGUUAAGGUGGGGAGGGUGCAGGGGAAAGGGCAUGGGCAGGCUGGGGGUGUGCAGAACAUUGGGAACCACGACGUCGCCCUUGUGUGAUGGUGCUCGUGCUGCUGAAGGCAUUCUGGGGGCCCAGGUCUAGAACUGACUCUUCCCUCCUCUAUUGUCUCUUCUCUUCUUUCCUUCUCUCUUCCUGCCCAGUCUAUUUUACUGGUGUAUAUUCAGAUAGGAUCAACUAGGUGCCUUUCUCUAACUGACCUACUCAAAGGCAUUAUGUGGUAGUGAGAGCUGUUAGCAGUUCUGCUUUUCAUACAGUACUUGUCUGCCUGCCAGUGGUCUGGAUCGGCACCAGCAGGAACCGGUGAGGCGGGCAGCCCUGCCUCGGUGGUGUGGAUCGAAGUAGAACUCGUUGACAGGCUCCCCAUCAUCCGUCCCACCCUUGCCGCAGUUAUACUGACAGGGAAAGUGCAACUGUCACGAAAUACUCAUUGUGGGGGGAAGGAAAGAAACUUUAGUGAAACUAAUCAAAGCCCUUCUUGGUAAUGCUGUACUUCCUUGCAGAGGGCGUAGAUCUAGGGAAAGCAGCGGGAGAGAAGAGCAAGGUCAUUUUUAAUGAUGUGGAUAGUCCCCAUUGCAGUUCCAUCUUUAGAGAACUCCCUGGUAAGGGGGAUUAGUUCUUACAACCUAGUAACAUGGAAAGUGGCUCCUUUCCUGGAGUUGCAAAUUCUAAGAGGGUUUAAAUGAGAAACAUAGCAUUUGGUGGGGGUUUUUUGUAUUUUUCCA